AUGUUUCUCUUCAACAAGAAGGUCCGCUCUUCCCACAGAGCCCUACUUGUCUGCGUCAGAAGGCUCCGGCAGACGCAGGGACUGCCUGCCCGAGCCUCCUCCCUCACACUGGCCGAGUGUCUGCAAUGUUUCGUGGGAGCCAUCUUCUACGUGGGCAAGGGGACCCGUGCCCGGCCGGAUGCCCACCUCUGGGAAGCCCUCGGCUACCGUGAACACCCAGGGAAAAAUGCCUGUCCCAAGGUACGCCGGAUCUUAGACAUCUGGGCCAGCGGCCGCCGUGUCCUUUCCCUACACUGCUUCCAGCACAUGGUGGCCAUGGAGGCGUACACGCGGGAGGCCUGCCUGUUGGACGCCCUAGGUAUCCAGACACUGACCAACCAGAAACAGGGCCACUACUAUGGAGAGGCUGCCUACUGGCCACCCACGAAGCGGCGGCGCUUGGGGGUGUAUCUGCUGCACUGCGCUCUGCUAGUUUUCCUGGCUGAGGGGGAAGGAGAGCUGAGGCCGCAGGACAUCCAGGCCCGAGGCUGA
Molecule: messenger RNA, 531 nt
Organism: Chionomys nivalis (European snow vole)
Lineage: Eukaryota; Metazoa; Chordata; Mammalia; Rodentia; Cricetidae
Product: ankyrin repeat and LEM domain-containing protein 1-like
Exons: 4
Coding region: 1-531 (176 amino acids)
Molecular function (GO): endonuclease activity
Source: RefSeq, a predicted model, not a curated record